This is a messenger RNA of Bufo bufo (common toad), 2146 nucleotides long. RefSeq names its product intraflagellar transport associated protein (gene IFTAP). Lineage: Eukaryota; Metazoa; Chordata; Amphibia; Anura; Bufonidae. Bases 84 to 755 code for a protein of 223 amino acids. Gene Ontology annotation, molecular function: intraciliary transport particle A binding. Gene Ontology annotation, cellular component: 9+0 non-motile cilium; cytosol. Gene Ontology annotation, biological process: acrosome reaction; spermatogenesis. The transcript is spliced from 7 exons. The record is from RefSeq and is a predicted model, not a curated record.
CAUUUAAUGCACCCACUUUACUGUGUAAGCGACAGAAAUCCCCAGAAAUUAGAGAAAAACGGUGCGGCGAGGUCAGGAGGUCCAUGGUCCUAAGCAAUGGUGAAGCUCCCAUCAUGCCGUCCCCUGACGUAGCAGAGGAGGGAAUGGCGAACAGCGUUUUAACUCGUUUCAUCGGCAUCCCAGAACAGACGUACGAAGAAUUCCUGUCCACCUUUACCUGCCUUCCUCAAGGAGCUCGUAGGCAGCUUCCGGAGGUCAUGUCUGAUGGCUCCCAAAUACAGAAGGUACAGACCACACACGGGACACAAGAUACGACAGAUGUAGACCACGAACAAGAUGAACCCGAGCAGUUGACAAUUGGUGAAGGGACUACUGCGGGUCAUUUCCACAGCCUUACCUAUUCUGGCAGAGUACAGGUGGACAAUUAUUUCAACUCUUCAGAUAUCGACCCCGACUCGGACAACGACGAGACGAGUCCAAGUGUUGUUUUAUUUCCUGGAGAGGCCGACCUGGCGCUGGCUGCUGGUAAUGAGCCGAUAGUAAGAGAGACGUGUGUGCAGAACCGCGCUUCCUCCGCGGCGGAGAGUGCAGCAGAGGAGCAUCUCGGCGACGACAUUCAGCCCUUUUCUCUUGAUCAAAGCUUUGACUACGACCGCGUUGUGCUGACCUCUAAACUUUCCGCGGAGGAGAUGAACUUCUUGAAGCUACGCGGACCUCAGAAGGCGGAGGAGACGGGGAUGGCAAGGGAGACCUGACGGGGGAACUUCCAAGUCUCCGACCUUCCCAUCCCCAAGUCUUGUGUGCAGAGGAGAGAAAUGAAGUCCCGCAUAUUCCUUCCCAGCCUGUGUUUUGAAAGAAACGUGCUAAAAGAGAUCAAAUGCAAUUAGCGAGCGGCAGAUUGAUGGCGAGAUGUUCACCAUAUUGACUUCAUAUAAUGUAAUUAGUACUUGGCGUAUGCUCGGCUCGGGUGAUGCUUAGCAGCCGCCGCUGAUUCGGGUUGUCAGGUGUGUAGACAGUGCUCUGCGAGUGUCGGCCUUGUGCUGCUUCUUUUGACUUCUGUCUGUAUGUGUUUUGUAAGGGACAAGCCGUCAGGACCGCCAUCUUCUGCAGUAGGCACCACCGCACACCAGACUCCGGCCAACUGAAAGCCAUCCAUUGAACUCCUUGACUUGUCCACCCUUUAGCUGACAACAGAUAUGGCCACCAUUACCGCCUACACAGGCACCUAAUUGCUCCGUAACGAAGCAGAUUUGUAGCUCAGGAGCAUGGGAAAGCUGGGUGACAGACCAUAACGUAGCUGUAAUGGCAGACACAUUGGUUGUCAGGGAGAUUUAGGGAAUUCAAAGGCAUAAAAGGACGUAAAAAGACUUGGGUCUCAUGCACAAGACCGUAUCCGUUUUGCGGUCCACAAAAUACAGAUACGAUUCAUGUGCCGUCUGAUUUUUAUUUUAUUUUUUUCCGGCCCCAUUGACUUAAAUUAGUCAGUGGUCCGUAUUUUUCGGACAUAUUCUAUCAUUUUUUGUGGAACGGACAUACAAAUGUGGAAAACGCACAAAUAAUCCAUAUGCUAUCCAUAUCUCAGCAAAAAUAUAGACCAUGUCCUGUACUUGGCCGCACACCCACUCUUAAAGGGAUAACAGCAGACAUUUAGGUACUGGCUUUGCCAGGUUCUGACUGAAGCGGUAAUUUACAGAUGUUAGAGAGGUGGAUCCUGUACUUGCUACACCCCAUCGCUUUAAGGCGUACCUCUCACUCUGGAGAAACUGGCUCGUCCAUGUCAUCAACUCAUCCACAGGAUAGGGGAUAAUUAUUAGAUUGGUGGGGGGUCCUACCUCUGGUACCCCCACCAAUCACGAGAACCAGGACCCCAAACCCACUGGAGCCCCCUUGAGAUGAAUAGAGCGGGUGAUCGGAAAUGUCCGUUAAAAUGUCAAUUAAUUUCUAUGGGAGUUCCAGAAAUGGCAAAGUACAGCGCUCUCCUACCUCCCAUAGAAAUGAAUGGAGUGGCUGUGUGCAUGGCCAGCCGCCCGCUCCGUUAAUUUCUGUGGAGCUCCAUGAGGUUUUGGGCCCCUGUUCUCGUGAAUGUUGUGGUCCAAGCAGUAGGACCCCCCACCUGACUAAUAGUUAUCUCCUAUCCUGUGGAAUA